ACUUGGCAGGAAUGGAGGCGGAGGCAGCCGGCUCGGCGGGUCCCCGCUCGGCGGUGGAGAAGCUGUCGGAGGCGGUGGGCCAGCGCACGAAAGCCCUGAGCAGCGCCCUGCAGGAGGCUCACCGCCAGCGGCGCCUCCUGAUGGUGAUCGUGUGCGUGGCGCUGCUGCUGGACAACAUGCUGUACAUGGUGAUCGUGCCCAUCAUCCCGUACAUCAUCGGCGCCAUGAACAGCACCGCGGGACACCAGCAGGGGGAGCAGCAGCAACAGGCCGGGUCCGCCGCCGCCAACGGCAGCGGCGGCGGGGGUUGGAUCAGUAAUGCCAUGAGCCCCCGCUAUCCGGUCGAGAACAACGACAUCAAGAUCGGGGUGCUGUUCGCCUCCAAGGCUAUCCUGCAGCUGCUGGUCAACCCGCUGAGCGGCACCUUCAUUGACCGCGUGGGCUAUGCCAUCCCGCUCUUCAUUGGCCUGACGGUCAUGUUCCUCUCCACCGUCAUCUUUGCCUUUGCCGAGAACUAUGGCACCCUUUUCGUGGCGCGCAGCCUGCAAGGCCUGGGCUCAGCUUUCGCAGAUACGUCUGGGAUCGCCCUCAUUGCCGAUAAGUUCACGGAAGAAUCGGAGCGCAACCGUGCCCUGGGCAUCGCCUUGGCCUUCAUCUCCUUCGGCAGUCUAGUGGCGCCCCCUUUCGGCGGCAUCCUUUACCAUUUCGCAGGCAAGAGGCUACCCUUCCUGGUGCUGGCCUCCAUCUCUCUCCUGGACGGGCUUCUCCUUCUGUUGGCCAUCAAGCCCUUUGGGGACAGGACUCGGGAGAACAUGCCUGUGGGCACCCCGAUCUACCGACUCAUGAUCGACCCCUACAUUGCGGUGGUGGCUGGUGCCCUCACUUUCUGCAACAUCCCCUUGGCCUUUCUGGAGCCCACCAUUGCCAGCUGGAUGAAGAAGAACAUGGAUGCCAACGAGUGGGAGGUGGGGCUCACUUGGCUGCCAGCCUUCUUUCCCCAUGUCUUGGGCGUCUACAUUACCAUCAAGUUGGCAGACAAGUACCCCCACCUGCAGUGGUUCUAUGGGGCACUGGGCAUGGUCAUCAUAGGGGCCAGCUCAUGCAUUAUGCCGGCCUGCCGGAACGUUGGGCAACUCACUGUCCCUUUGUGUGGCAUCUGCUUUGGCAUUGCCAUGGUGGACACUGCCCUGCUGCCCACCCUUGCCUUCCUAGUUGAUGUCCGCUAUGUGUCAGUCUACGGCAGUGUCUAUGCCAUCGCUGACAUCUCCUAUUCGGUGGCCUAUGCCCUGGGGCCUAUUGUGGCAGGGGAGAUUGUCCAUUCCUUUGGCUUUGUGCAGCUCAAUCUGGGCAUGGGCCUCGCCAAUGUGCUUUAUGCCCCUGUCCUCCUGUUCCUCAGAAACAUUUGCCAGAUGAAACCCUCACACUCAGAGAGAAACAUUCUCCUGGAGGAGGGACCUAAGGGACUCUAUGACACCAUCAAGAUGGAAGCAUGCAAAGGCAAGGGCAAAAAUCGCCAUCCUGUAGGGGGCGCUGAAGAGAAUAGCAUAGACUCUUACCAUAGAGACUUGAGAGAGGCUUCUGAAGAGGACUCUUCAGAUUAUGACUAUACUUAGAGGAUGGGUUGGUUAUCAGAAGCGGGAGAAUGGAGAGCACCUUGGCUGUUACCUUUAUGCCCCAAUGUGCCAAUAUAUUCCACUUUAACCUUUGUCUUGAUGUGAUGGCUUUCUCUUGACUACUACUUCUCUCUCUCUCUCUAAGGUUUUACCUUAAACACCCUGUCAAGAUGAAAGCUCCAAAUAACUAACAUGAAUGGUGCAUUUUGUAUAGAUCUGUGAUGGACCUUUUCAAUGGUCCUUUCCAAGGAGGGAGGAUACACACACACCCAAACUCCCUAACAAAAGCCUGGUGCCAAGAGGAUUUUCUUGCAGUGUUGUGUAUGACUUUGGGCUGGUUCACACAUGCAUGUACAUCACUUGAGUUUUUUUAUAUCCGGUAAUGCUAACACUCAGAAGCGUUCACAUAAUGCAAUGAUCCUUUUCCUACACUUGAUUAUGGUAUACUUGAUGACUUGAAUGUGUGAACUGAUGCUGCUAAAAAAAAAAAAAAAAGCAUUGUGUGUUGGAGGUGAGCUGAACAUUCUGUCUGUGGUGUUAGACAUGUGAAGAUCUACUACAACUGUGAGUCUUCAUUGCAGCCCAAGUGAGACAGUUGUAACCCAGGCAGUCCUGUGUAAAAUCUCUGUUUAAAAAAAAAAAAACCUGCAACAUCACGGAAGUAUUUUUUAAAAAUUAUGGGGAGAGUAAGUUGCAAAAUGCACGUCCAGGGACUCAGUGAAUAUUGUACAUAUAUAGAUAGGCACCCAUGUGGAAACUUCCCAUCAGUUUCAUAUUUAAUGCCAGCAAUGGAAA
Rhineura floridana is the source of this 2408-nucleotide messenger RNA. It is a transcript of the gene SLC18A3, whose product is annotated as solute carrier family 18 member A3. Gene Ontology annotation, cellular component: terminal bouton; AP-2 adaptor complex; AP-1 adaptor complex. The record is from RefSeq and is a predicted model, not a curated record. The transcript has a single exon. NCBI's taxonomy places the organism in Eukaryota, Metazoa, Chordata, Lepidosauria, Squamata, Rhineuridae. Gene Ontology annotation, molecular function: acetylcholine transmembrane transporter activity. Gene Ontology annotation, biological process: transmembrane transport; chemical synaptic transmission. The coding region runs from base 12 to 1613 and encodes 533 amino acids.